Messenger RNA from Episyrphus balteatus (marmalade hoverfly), 1779 nucleotides. RefSeq names its product elongation of very long chain fatty acids protein 7 (gene Elovl7). Gene Ontology annotation, cellular component: endoplasmic reticulum membrane. Gene Ontology annotation, biological process: fatty acid elongation, polyunsaturated fatty acid; fatty acid elongation, monounsaturated fatty acid; very long-chain fatty acid biosynthetic process. The record is from RefSeq and is a predicted model, not a curated record. Lineage: Eukaryota; Metazoa; Arthropoda; Insecta; Diptera; Syrphidae. The transcript is spliced from 6 exons. Gene Ontology annotation, molecular function: fatty acid elongase activity. Bases 509 to 1492 code for a protein of 327 amino acids.
UCAGUUAUUUCAAUUUAAGCCGAACGUUGUCUUGUGAGUGAGUUGUUUGAGGUGCUACUAUAAGGAAGCUUACUCUCUUUUUGUUUUUUUUUGGUUUCUUGAGAGCUUCCGAUCCCUAUAUUAAACCAAAAACUGGACAUAGUUUUAAAUAGAAUAAAAGGAUUAAAAACAAUUUUUUAUAAAUUUUUAAAUUUCUAUUCAAUUUCUCUUUAUAUCGGAAGGCAAACAAAUUAUUUUUAAAGAGAUUUUAAGAUUUCCAAGAAUUUUUUUGAAUUUAAAAAAAGUGCACAACUGUGAUCCUGAAGUGAAUUCCAGAUCCACAAAAAUUAAAAGUGUGAUUUAGUGAAGCUCAAGUUCAGAGCUAAAGAUUUUUGAUUGAAAAACAAAAAAAAUAUAUUCUCAAGGAUUAAUUUACGGAUAAAUUUCUUAUUGUGAAUUGUGCUGAAAAAAUCAAGACAACGAUCUAGAAUUUAAAAAAACUUUAAAAAACACUUUAAAAAAACAUAAAAUGGCUUUUAUUACAUCAAUUUACGAUGGAUGGCGGGACCUGAUGGACAACAAAUCAGAUCCACGAACGAGAGACUGGCCAUUGAUGAGCUCCCCAUUCCCUACGAUAGCAAUAAGUCUCACAUAUGCAUAUUUUGUUAAGGUUCUUGGUCCAAAAUUAAUGGAGAACAGAAAACCAUUUCAACUGCGAAAAGUAUUGAUUAUUUACAAUUUAAUUCAAGUGUUAUUCAGUACGUAUUUAUUUUAUGAGGCAGCACAAGGUGGAUGGCUUAAUGGAUAUAAUCUGAGGUGUCAACCAGUUGAUUACAGUAAUACACCAAAAGCUAUAAGGGUAGCAUCCGGAUGUUGGUGGUAUUUCUUCUCAAAAUUCACCGAAUUCUUCGAUACGUUUUUCUUUGUGCUACGUAAGCGUUACGAUCAAGUGUCAACACUUCAUGUCAUUCAUCAUGGAAUUAUGCCAAUGUCAGUUUGGUGGGGUGUCAAAUUUACACCUGGCGGUCAUAGUACAUUCUUUGGAUUCCUCAACACAUUUGUUCACAUCAUUAUGUACACUUAUUAUAUGUUGGCUGCUAUGGGACCAAAAGUACAGAAAUAUUUGUGGUGGAAGAAGUACUUGACUGUGUUGCAAAUGAUCCAAUUUGUUUUGGUUAUGGUACAUUCUUUCCAAUUGUUUUUCAAAAACGAAUGCAACUACCCCAUUGGAUUUGCUUACUUUAUUGGAGCACAUGCAGUUAUGUUCUAUUUCCUGUUUUCGGACUUCUACAGACAAGCGUAUCUAAAGAACGAAGCGAAAAAGGAAAAACUAGCCGCCGAAAAGCUCCAUAUGAAUGGUUUUGCCAAUGGAGUUAUCAGCAAACUGAAAGCAACCGAAGCGAAUAAUGUGAAUGCCAAUGGCAAUGGUACAGUGAAACAUCUUAUCGAAACAAUUGGUUCAACGACGACGACGCGGCACCGAACCUAUGGCGGAGGGCCAUCAAAUAAUUAGAAAAUAAUAAAAAAAAUAGCUUUUGUACUUAAAUAAUUAUAUUAUAAAUUUUAAAGCAAAUUGUUCGUCAUAAUUUAAGUCUUUUUUCAUAAUUAUGGUAGAAAUUAUAUUAAAAGAAAAAAAAAACAAAAACAAAAAAAAUAAUAAAACAAACAAACCCAAACACACACACAUAUACAAAUCCACAAAACCAUUCACAAUGUAAUGAAAAUUAUAUUAUUUUAAUAUUAAGUCAAAUGCGUAAAUGAAUUAGAGAAUUAAGAGUGAAAAAGAUGAUGUUCAAUUUU